AUGGCGAUCUGGUAUUCCUUGGGAAUCGCUUUCUUUGCUGCCAUUGGCACGUUCUUGUUUGGCUUUGAUACUGGCAUUGCUACAACCACCAUCGCCCAUGGAAGCUGGAUCAAGUAUAUGGACAACCCCUCUAAGGGUCUCACCGGCGCUGUAGUUUCAGUCUACAUCGCCGGCGAAGCAGUCGGAGCCCUAACACAAACAUUUAUCGGCGACAGACUCGGCCGUAUCCGCUUCAUGCAACUGAUGUGUAUCAUCGUAACUAUCGGCACCGUUAUCCAAACCGCCUCUGUCAACAUCGGCAUGUUCCUAGCAGGCCGUGUCCUAGCCGGCUUCGCCGUCGGAGGCCUCGUCGCCACAGUCCCAAUCUACCUCAGUGAGAUCUCCGACCCUCGCUACCGCGGUCUGAUCGGCGGUAUCUCAGGCUGCGGUAUCUCCUUCGGCACGAUGGCAUCCAACUGGGUUGGCUUCGCGUGCAGUUAUGCGCCCUACGGCCCCGUCCAGUGGCGUCUACCGCUCGGUAUUCAGAUUCCCUGGGGAAUUAUUAUGUUCAUCGGGCUGUCUACGUUUAUGCCUAACUCUCCGCGUCAGUUGAUUCGGAAUGGGAAGAUUGAGUUGGCUAGGAGCGAGUUUACGAGGAUCAGGCGCGGGUUCGAAGCGCAUGAGGUGCAAGAGGAAUUCCAGCUUAUGCAGGUGCAGAUUGAGUAUGAGAUGGAGAGGGAGAUUACGUCUGUCAAGGAAAUUUUCAAGUUGUUUAGACAUCGGGUUUUGGUGUCUAUUGCAGUGCAGACUAUGACGAGUCUGACGGGUGUCAAUGUCAUCCAGUAUUAUCAGAGUGGGUCUUUCGCCUGCGGAUACUUGAUUCUUGCUUACCAUCUCGCAGCUAUUCUAUACAAGUCGCUUGGAAUUGACGCGCAUAUGAUUCUUGCUCUGGCUGGUGUGUACGGCACCAUUGCAUUCCUAUCUAAUGCUAUUACCACGAAGUAUCUGACUGACUCGUGGGGUCGCCGAAAUAUGAUCCUCACGGGUCUGGGUGGUAUCGUUCUCAUUGAGAUCUAUGCCGCUAUUAUGCAGAUGGAGUUCCAGGAUACGGAGAACCGUGUCGGCAAGGGGUUCGCUAUUCUAGGAAUUUACCUCUUCGUCGUCUGCUACUACGGCAUGCUGAACAGUACGACAUGGCUGUACGGUGCCGAGGUUUUGCCCAUUGCUCUACGCAGCAAGGUCAUGGGUCUCGCCGCUGCCUCCCAUUUCAUCGUCAACGUUGCACUCACCGAGGCUGGACCUAGUGCUUUCGCCAACAUCAAGCAGAAUUACUACUAUGUCUUUGUAGCCUGCUCAUUCUUCUUCCUCGUCAUCGCUUACUUCUAUUUCCCGGAAACCAAGCAGAAGACACUCGAGGAAGUCGCUGCAUCUUUCGGCGACCGUGUCGUUCUGGCGGACGAGGACACCAAGGGCACUUCAAUUGUCGGCAAAGCGGAUCACCUCGAAUCGGCAGUACCGAAGCGGCCUUGA
Molecule: messenger RNA, 1509 nt
Organism: Penicillium atrosanguineum
Lineage: Eukaryota; Fungi; Ascomycota; Eurotiomycetes; Eurotiales; Aspergillaceae
Gene: hxt8
Exons: 10
Coding region: 1-1509 (502 amino acids)
Biological process (GO): transmembrane transport; carbohydrate transport
Cellular component (GO): membrane
Molecular function (GO): carbohydrate:proton symporter activity
Source: RefSeq, a predicted model, not a curated record